Messenger RNA from Coturnix japonica (Japanese quail), 4758 nucleotides. It is a transcript of the gene EFNA5, whose product is annotated as ephrin A5. Gene Ontology annotation, cellular component: plasma membrane; external side of plasma membrane. The record is from RefSeq and is a predicted model, not a curated record. NCBI's taxonomy places the organism in Eukaryota, Metazoa, Chordata, Aves, Galliformes, Phasianidae. Gene Ontology annotation, molecular function: ephrin receptor binding. Gene Ontology annotation, biological process: axon guidance; regulation of actin cytoskeleton organization; regulation of cell-cell adhesion.
UUUUUUUUUUUUUUUUUUUCCCAAACUGACUUUUGCCCCUCCAAUCCUCGGCGCUCUCCGCGAUCCCUCCCUGCUGCCGCUGCAUUCAAGUUUAUUUAUUUGCCUGCUGGCGCGGCGCGUCUCUCCUCGCUGCUGCUGCUGCUGCUGCUGCUUCGGAGGGGACCGCGCGGAGCCGCGUUUUUUGCCCGAUCUCCGCAUGUAACCAUCGCAGCGGCGGGGCCGCCUCGCUCUGCCUCCCCCGCGCCGCUCCCGGUGCGUGCCGUCCUUCCGCAGAAGUUGAUGUUCCCGGGACCGGACCGUGCUCUAUCACCGCAGCGCUCCGAGAGGCGGCAGCCGGAGUCCCCGCGUCGGAGCGCCCGGCCCGGCCCUGGUGCUGCACUUCUCCGGGGCUUCGCUUUUUUCCACGCCCUCUCAUAAAACAGUUUUUAUUUCCAUCUCCUUGGUUUCCACGCCGCAAUAUUUCUUGGAUUGGCCGCGCUUUUUUAUUUUUUUUCCUCCGUUUCCCUCCCCUUGUUUUUUCAUUCCUUUUUUUUUUUUUUUUUUUUUUUUUUUUUGCCUUUGCUGUUGCUCAGCCCUUGGUGCAUCCACCGCCCAGGAACAGGAAGGACGAGAAAACCACUCCACAAAGUCUCCUUCAAGACACACUGUGCUGCAGAACAGGCUCCCCAACUCCAUCAGCGCAGCGAACAAACUCCUCAGGGGGUUUUGCACCCUUCCCCCCUCCCCCUCCCCUUUUUUUUUUCUCUUCCCCCCCACUCCCCCUUUUCUUUUUUUAUUUUAUUUCUUUUAUUUUUUUUUUCCUCCCUUCAUUGUUUGGCAUCCGAGCGGGGAAGGAAGGCACAAACUUUCUGCUGAGACGCACCGCCGCUCCUCGCCCCUCUCCCCGCCGCCGGCCGCUCGCACCGCGCCGGGACCCCUGAGCUCUCGGGAGGACCUCUCUCGGCGCCGCCCCAGCCCCGCGGUGCCCGGUGCCCGGUGCAUGCUGUGCCGGGGGCUCCGCGCGGGACGCCCGGUGAAUGCGCGCCGCCCGCUGCCGGGCUGAGCCCCGCUGAGCGCCGCGGCCGCGCCUCCCUGCCGGCUGCUGCGGCCGCAAGCGCCUCGCUCGCUGCGGCGCGGCGCGGAGCCCUCUGCUCGCGGUUAUCCCCUCCCGCUCCCUCGUGCACCCCGGGAAGGCUCGGUUCCUCCUACCUUCUUUUUUCUUUAUUAUUAUUAUUUUUUAUUUUUUACUUUUUUUUUUUUUUUUUUUUUAACCCUCCCUCCUCCAACCUCUUCCCAAUUUUUCCGCAUCCGUCUCCCCGCGAUGCCGCACGUGGAGAUGCUGCUGCUGGCGGUCGCGGCGCUGUGGGUGUGCGUGCGCGGGCAGGAGCCCGGCGCCAAGGCGGUGGCCGACCGCUACGCCGUCUACUGGAACAGCACCAACCCCAGAUUCCAGCAGGGUGACUACCACAUUGAUGUGUGCAUCAACGACUACCUGGAUGUAUUCUGCCCUCACUAUGAAGAUUCGGUGCCAGAAGAUAAGACCGAACGCUAUGUUCUGUACAUGGUGAACUUUGAUGGCUACAGCUCCUGUGAUCACAUUUCCAAAGGGUUCAAGAGGUGGGAGUGCAAUCGGCCACACUCCCCGAAUGGACCGCUGAAGUUCUCAGAAAAGUUCCAGCUCUUCACACCCUUCUCACUAGGAUUUGAGUUCAGGCCAGGCCGGGAGUAUUUCUACAUCUCUUCUGCGAUCCCAGAUAAUGGAAGGAGAUCCUGUCUAAAGCUUAAGGUCUUUGUGCGACCAGCAAAUGAUACCGUACAUGAGUCAGCCGAGCCAUCCCGUGGUGAGAACGCGGCACAGACACCGAGGAUACCCAUCCAGCUUUUGGCAACUCUAUUGUUCCUCCUGGCAAUGCUUUUGAUAUUAUAGCACAGUAUGCUCCAGCAACCUGUCGCAGAAAAUUUCAGGGUCUUGGAACAUCAAAGAUCCACCUAACUGCUCAUCCCAAGAAAGGGACUUUAUUGUUUUUGCAGAUGUCAAAUCGUUAUUUUUCCCUUUUCCCUUUUCUUCUCCCUUUUAGCCUGAACUCAGCAAAAAUUUGAAGGGGAUAACUAGCUUCAGCACCCAUCCCUACCUACCCUGUGACUUUCUCAACCCCUCCAUACAAAUAAAAGGACUCCAAAUGAAAAUGCCAAACUAUAAUAGUGACACUAGUGAUUCUUAUUUUCCUCUGCAUUCUCCUUUAACAAGUCACCUCUGUUAGCUCACUGUGUCAUCCGAAUGAAGACAAGAAAGAGUAGUGGCAAAUACAGUCAGUGGAGGAUAAGCAAACUGAAUGAAAGCCUGGGAGAGUUUUUCUCUCCAAUACAAUAUUUAUGCCUUCUCAUUCAACACUGUAAGAUCAUCAUGCAGGGCAUAGUAUCACCAUGUCAGGACUGGAGGGGAAAUAUUAAGAGCAGAUACAACACCAUUUCCUCCAGGAGUUCCAAAUGAGCAGACUUCUGAAAGGGAAAGAUGAUGUUUCUUAUAGGACUGUCCUGAAACACCCUUUUUGCUCACAAGUAGAAAUGCUGUCUUUGGUGAGAGAAAGACGUUAGUAUUUAGAAAUGUUAGCACACAGCUGGCAAGGUCAGAUUUAGGAAACUUCACUGGGGGUGUGAGUGCCUCUGUUAUUUCGUUUUAAGGGGAUAAUGCACACCGGGUUAUUUUAUUUUAAAAGAAAUCACCGUGGUGCUAAAUUUUUUUUCUUGAAAUGCAGAGGCACUUUUGAGAAUAAAGUGACCUUCCCCAGCGCUGACUUAGUUGCUGAGAACCUUAGAUGCUGUUCUGGGUGUUAAUACAUGCUAAAAGAGAACAUUAGUGGCCAGAGGAAUCAUAUUUGGAACACAAGAUCUCCAGUGUGCUCUUGAUUUGUCUCUCCUGCAAGUUCCUCAGUCAUGGGAAUAAACCAUGAGUAGCAGAAGCCAGGACGGUCUAGUAGCAUCGUUUGGUGGGGGGAAAGAAAAGAAGUGUGGAAUGCGAAUUCAAGUGUUGAUUUUUUGUCUUUUCCCCUUCCAGCACAGUUUGAAGAGUAGAGGAAAUGUGUUUAUCAGCCAGAGAUAAACUAGACGGGCUCCCAAAGACUUAACAAAAUAUUUUUUUAAAAAUCCACUAGAAUAGAAAAUACAUUAUUUAGAUAUACUUUAUGCUGAAAGUGAGUAUAUAUGCUUGUCCUAUUUAAACACGUGAGAAAAGUGGUAACCCUUGAUGCAAGUAGGAAAUGGUACUGUCUUGUUUGAUGGAAUUGGGAGUGACUCUGUUUAGGUAAUCUGAGCCUUGGCUAAGGUAGAACUUGGAAAAGUCAUUUGCCAGGAAGUGCAAGAGUUGGGGAUUAUUUUUGUCUGAGCUACCAUGAAAUUUGAACUGCUAAGCAUAAUCAAGGAAAUAUCAGGCAAAGACUGAAACAAAACGUUUCUAAACAAAAACUGUGAUAAUUACGUUAAGUGUGAAACAAAACAUGAAAUGCGUUCAAACUAAAUGGGGUUUCUCUAUUAAUUCUGAAGAAAACCUCUGUCAUAACAAAUCUGAGUGGUACAAAUAAUGGGCAAUGUUUUCUGAGCAUUUUUUUUUUCUUUUCUAAUGAAGAAGAACUUUACAAAAGUUGUAAGCAGCCCACUAUUCAGUUUAGAAGGAAAAGGUGAAAUAAAUGUAAGAUAUUUAAGGUUUUAUGCAUGCUUAACCACAAUCUGGGCCUGCCUGAUAUCAUACAACAAGGUUGUUGUUGCAGGGCCUUUGCUUACAGUAGGAAUGUAGGAAAUUUCCUCUUUUGUUAAGUGCACAGAACAAAGACAUAGAGUCUGAACAGUGAGGUAAGUCACCAUCCCAUUACGGACUAGCUGGUACUUUUUGCUCUUUAACUUUGAUGUGCUUGUUAAGCACACUUACAAUUCCUUCAGGUAGCAAGUAAAGAGGAUGAGGUGAGGUUAAUAAAAAAUGCGCCUUAUCAAAUGGACUAUUAACUGGAGUACAAGUAAUACUGCAUGAUAGUAAUCAUAUUAAAAUGAUUCAUAGCAAUUGCAGGCAGUUAUAGGAGCAGUCCCAGUCUUAUGUAGAAACGGUGACUUCAUUUUUCAUCCUGUGUCUCUACAUGAUGUCAGAGUUUGAGAUGUACUCUUGUCCACAGCAGACGCUUUUCAUUUGUAGUGUUUCAUGUGGAGUUCAGCCCUCCACGUUAUCACAGGGCCCAGCUGGGAGGAUGAGGGACAGCGUGUGGUUGACUGGUUGACCCAGCUGCAAAGCAGAUCCUUGUGCUGCCAGGGGUGGCCAGAAGACCACAAAACACUGUCAGUUUGGCACACGGUGGCAUCAGGCAAUUCCAGUCAUAGCAGUAAGUGAUGGUGGGUUUUGUGUUGGGAUGCAAAUCUCUGGAGGCUCUGAAUGCAAAUAUUGGUGCCAACUUCUAAGAAUUUUCUGCUUCCCUCCAUCUGCCCCUUCUCAAGCCCAAGGGACUGAUUCUCCCAGCCUGUGCGGCUUAUUUACCCCCAUGACCUGCACUCCUGGCUGCCAAGGCCAUUGCAAUGCGAAGCAGGGAAAAUAGGGAUCAGUCAGUUUAGUGGAUACUGUGUAUCCUUUAAUAGGCAAGGUAACAUUUCGUGUUAGUUUAGAAUAUUGUUUUGUACUGUACUUACUUGGAUGGCGAAGGAAAGACAAGUAAAACUUAAAGCUAUGUUCUUUAAAUUCUGUAUUAUUAGCAACCUCUGUUGUAUAUAGUGUUUGAUAAUAAAGUAUUAAUUUGAUUCUUA